Messenger RNA from Clonostachys byssicola, 2343 nucleotides. The record is from the annotation of a GenBank genome assembly. Lineage: Eukaryota; Fungi; Ascomycota; Sordariomycetes; Hypocreales; Bionectriaceae.
AUGGCACGCUUCAAAGCCAAUUCCAACCAGUUUCAGCAUGAUGAAGGGCUUCACUUCAAUAUGAUGCCCAUAAACCACUCGCAUCGAAACUACGCUCAUAUAUCAAUUCAAUCAGACAUGAACAACGCUGCAUAUGAAGAUACUGCCUUCAUACCCAGAAACUUACCGUCUCGCACUACGCUAAAAUCACAAAAGAGUUCAAAUGACGUGCAAUCUUUUAUUUCGUAUCCAGACCAAUAUGAUGCCAACGAACAUAUUUCAGAGCCUUUAGUUAGCUCUAAUCCUCAAAGGCAGCACUACUGCUUCUCGAGAUACAUUCCACGAACGCUGCUGAACAUAUUUGGCCCUAUGUUCAUUCUGACAUUCUAUCUGUUCAUCGUCGGAUUCUACCUCAAUAAACCAUCUGUCAAUGGUAUCAUGUCGAAUCGGCCCAUAGAUUCACAAAUCGUCUUCUAUGCGUGGUGGCUUAUCAAUAUUUUUAUCCUCGACUGGGCAAAGUCGGGAAUCGCCGGUUACGAAGCCGCCGCUCUUAUGAACCCUUCCAUAGCUCCUAGGAAUGCUCGACAGCUCAUGUGGCAUACCGACAGGGCUUGGGGCUCAUUGACUGGCUGGGCAAAGGCCGUAAUCGCAACAAGCCGCUAUCUCUUCCAUAAGGCUACGCAAGGGAAACCAGCCGACUGGAGUGGCCCAUCUGCUCUAUGGUUCCACUUGGCACUCAGCAGCCUGCUUCUUUAUAUCGCCAUCCCUUUGUCAGGUCUCUCGCUAGAGCAAGAAAGCGCAUUGAGGAAUGGGAGCAGACGCGUCGAGAUAACGGGAGUCAACCAGACUACAUUCGAUCUCAGAUCAGCAAACGCAUUAGCAGAGCAAAUUGCCGGAAGCUGGCGACGAGGCUGGACUACGACACCCGAUGGCGCUUCAAUUCUGUAUGCCCCUGAUGGUACUCCAGAAGUGAGCGAUACCUAUUUUGAGGAUAGCAUUCAAGGUGUUUAUCAGGCAUUGCUCCAAAAUACAUCCAACCCAGUGAAUGAAAGCAUCACCAUUUUUUCUGGCCCACAGGCAAGCGAGCGUGCCUAUGGUCGAGCCUGGGGCUUCCUAGCCACAAUCUCUUGUACUCCGGUACAUCCAUAUAGUGGCUUAAAGUUGCUAAACAUGACAUCUAUAGACCAAUGGUCAUAUAGGAGCGUUAAAGGAGGCAAGCUUCUCUCAAACACGAGCCGCACAGACGGAAUGGUCGCUUUGGCAACUGGCUCUAGUCAAACACUGGGAGUGAACUACAAGUAUAUCUUAGCAACCAACGACGACAUUCAAGGGAUACGUUUAGAUUAUUCAGAUUGGAUCGCCAAUUCGUCUAGCACCAACAAGCCUCCAUAUUCACGUGUUGCGGAGGUUGUGAUAUGGCAAGCGUAUGACACCAGCCAGGGGGACUUUAAGCACGGAAACUUCCCUGAUCAGACAUUCAAAGAUCUCGCUACUCACCCGAUGGUAGUGAACGCGACCGCAUCUGACAACCUGACUUAUGCUGGCUUUGCCGUAAGCUGCUCGACACUGUCAGAAGUCGGCCACGCUGCCCUCUCGGCCACGACCAACACCUUUUCCGACUUUGUCUCCCAGCCGUCCACUCCUGAGAGAGGCAUAAGGGUGCCGGGUCUCAUCGUGGCAUCUCCUGGUGUCACAACAAUGACAUCGCUCGCCUUUGCUGCGAUGGGCAAUAUUAAUAUGGGUUAUCUGCAAAAUUCGAGCUGUGAUGAGAUUUUCUCGACCGUUUGCAGCCCUUGGGCCGCUGCCAACGCAGCCACCCGUGGUGUUCCCAUCCUAAGCGAAACUACCAAGAAUUUUCAACUGCCUACCAUUUCGCCAGAAAGAAUGACCCUGGCCAUGUACAAGCUUCUUGGACAAGUCGCUAUUACAGUCAUGGGCAUCGGGCCUGGAAACUGGACGUGCUGUGACUCAGGAGCCAACACAUCGCCAGAAUUAGGUAUCUUUGGGCUCGAGCCAGCCAAUGACCUGGUGCCAGGUAUCGUGCCGUACCAGGCCGUGUUGGUUUUCCUGAGUCUCUGGGUCGUCGUCACCGUCUUGCCCCAGCUAUACCCUCCGUUCUUCCGCCGGCGCUGGAGCGAGAUUCUGGACGGCUUCGCCAUGUUCCGGUUGGGUGCAGAGUGGAGGGACGCUGUUCACGAACUGGAUGGAAUUGACCUUGUUUCUCCUAACGCUGCACGCGUGCUGGAUCAGGUACCUGGAAUGAUUGGAGAUAUGAACCCAAGUGGCAAGGGAGUUGUAGGGUUCGUGGGGUUAAGUCGGCGGAAGUUGUCUACAUCACAAAACAAGGCUUAUACUUAUAAUUGA